This is a messenger RNA of Styela clava, 1574 nucleotides long. The record is from RefSeq and is a predicted model, not a curated record. NCBI's taxonomy places the organism in Eukaryota, Metazoa, Chordata, Ascidiacea, Stolidobranchia, Styelidae.
GCGUAUAUAUCUAUAGGUUAUGUUGUCGUUGAAUGCUUCUAUAAUGCUAAUUAUUCAAUAUAGAAGAAACUUUGCAGCGUAGUUAAAUCUAAGACGAGUCAGAAGUGAAGAGAUAGGUGAUUGAAUAUAAAUUAUAUGGGAAUACAUGUUUUUCGAUUUUCUUGGAGGAGGUUCGAGUGUAAUGCAUACCAGCCAGAGAUGUUAUGUAAUUUUCCAUAUCCUGUAGAAGCCAUCGUGUUUUUUACCAGUGCUUGCGGUUACAGUUUUCAAUCUAUACAGAAUCAAUAUGUAUACAUGAUUGUAUCGAAACAACACAACUACACUGAGGAUAAUUUUAUCAAUUAUUGCGACAAAAAUAAUAGUGAAACAAUAGAAGAAGAAAUGGUUGUCAACGACGCAUCCAGAUGGACAAUGUAUUCCUGUUUGGCCUUUUUCGUGCCUUGUGCUGUAUCCUCUCUUAUCGUCACAGCAUGGAGUGACAAAAUUGGUCGAAAAAGCGCCAUUUCAUUUCCAAUAUUUGGAACAGCAAUUGCAUCAGCGGUACAAACAAUGGCAAUCAUUUACAGACUGCCUUUAUAUUGGAUGAUUAUUGUCAGUUUCAUUUACGGAGCUUCCGGUUCAUAUGUAGCACUUUUAAAUAUUGGUACCGCAUAUUUAAGCGACAUAACACGCGAGGAAGAUCGAAACAGGCGCUUCACCAUUUUGGAGGUUUGUGCAAGUUUUGGAGGAGGUGUAGUACUUAUAGCUUCUGGAUAUUGGAUCGAUUCUCAAAGAUUUAUUCCUUGUUCGAUAUUCAUCACUGGUUGCGCGAUAGUAUCAAUUCCAUUUAUUCCCAUGAUGACAUCAACUGAAGACGAUAUAAAUUCUGUAUUACCGUACAUUGAUGAUUCUGUCAUCUGCAACCCAGAUCCUCGCAAUGAAUCGAAUCCUAUUUACACAACCAGUCAGGCCCAAAUAUGUCGUAGGAUUGAAAACAAUUGUAACGAUUCGAAGGAAUUACUGCAUUACAAGGAAAUCACAGUCAGCGCGUCAAAAUCAUUGUGUUCGCAAAUAAGAGUGAUCCGGAGAAUAUAUACAACAGAAAAGAUUAUUUGUUAUAAUAUAGAAGAUUCGGCGUGCGGGAGAUGUAUUUACAAAAGAAGAUUGUGGCGUCUAUGGUUUUUCGUUAUUAGCUAUGCUUGGUAUACGUUUGUUGUUAAUGGUGGUGAUGCGUUUCAGACUUUGUUUCUAAUUUCAUAUCCAAUUUGCUUCACAUCUGAUUUGAUUGGUCUUCAGACUGGUAUUGCUAGCGGUCUUGUGAUAAUUUGUCCGCUCAUCAUCAAAUUUUAUGAGUCUGUGCUGAGAUUGAGGACUCAGAGCAUUUUACUACUCACCAUUUGUACUCGUUUGUCAAGUACUUUAAUGAUGGGCUUCGCUAAAUCUCCUAUUCUAGUAUUUUCAGCCACGGGUCUCGGAAUCCUUUCUACGUUUCCAGAUUUCAUAAUACGCUCUCAGAUUUCGAAGCUUGUAUCCUCCUCAGAACAACGGUACAGUUAGAAAUAGGUACAAUUUGUUUUCAGAACGUUAAUGUUAUA